AUGAGUUUCAACAAAAUUAAAGAAGUUAUAGAAGAUGGAGACAUUGUUAUUUUAUAUUUAAAUCCAAACAACAUGCAUCCUCUGGAAGUAAAAGCAAAAAUUUCCAAUAAAAAGGGCAAAAUCAUAGACAAUGUGUUCAAUACUACAUAUGGUGCACUAAGAGUCAUAUCACUCAUUGGACAAAAGUAUGGUUCAAAAGUCGAGUUGACUCGAGGCUGGGCAUAUGUGUUGCAGCCAACGCCAGAACUUUGGACACUGAUACUACCUCAUAGAACUCAAAUUAUCUAUAGUCCAGAUAUAAGUUUCAUUAUACAUUUAAUGGAACUUAGACCAGGAAGUAUAGUAAUUGAAACAGGUACUGGUAGUGGCUCUUUAUCUCAUGCAUUAAUUCGAGCAAUACGUCCAAGUGGCCAUUUGUAUACCUUUGAUUUUCAUGAACAACGUGUAUCUAUUGCUAGCACAGAAUUUAAAAAACAUGGUUUGAGUGAUUUUGUAACUUUGAAAGAAAAGGACGUUUGCUUAGAAGGAUUUGGAGAAGAAUUAAAACAUAAAGUCGAUGCAGUGUUUCUAGAUCUUCCACAUCCAUGGUUAGCUGUAGAGCAUGCUACAGUUGCUCUAAAAAAAGCAGGUGGAAAACUUUGUUUCUUUUCUCCUUGUAUCGAACAAGUUCAACGUACUUGCAUAAAAUUAAUUUGUGAAGGAUUUAUAGAAUUACAUACGUACGAAUGUUUGCAAAGAGAAAUGAAUGUUCAGUACAAGCUUUUGCCAAUAUUAGAUUUAGAAUGUUUGAAACACAAGCACACAACUGAAGAUAUUCACAAGAACGGAAAAGAAAAACAAGAAGAAAAACUUCUUACAGUUACUCACUCCCAUUCAUCACCUGGCCAUACAGGCUUUAUUACGAUUGCUGUUCUACCCCCUAGUUAUGCACGCAAAAAAGAAAUACAUUUACAGUGUAGAAAUUCAGACAAAUGAAUAAACGAUUGAGGAAU
This is a messenger RNA of Trachymyrmex septentrionalis, 992 nucleotides long. It is a transcript of the gene Trmt61, whose product is annotated as tRNA (adenine(58)-N(1))-methyltransferase catalytic subunit TRMT61A. Bases 1 to 975 code for a protein of 324 amino acids. Gene Ontology annotation, biological process: tRNA methylation. Gene Ontology annotation, cellular component: tRNA (m1A) methyltransferase complex; nucleus. The record is from RefSeq and is a predicted model, not a curated record. The transcript is spliced from 4 exons. NCBI's taxonomy places the organism in Eukaryota, Metazoa, Arthropoda, Insecta, Hymenoptera, Formicidae.